Molecule: messenger RNA, 609 nt
Organism: Salpingoeca rosetta
Lineage: Eukaryota; Choanoflagellata; Craspedida; Salpingoecidae
Exons: 4
Coding region: 1-609 (202 amino acids)
Biological process (GO): endonucleolytic cleavage in ITS1 to separate SSU-rRNA from 5.8S rRNA and LSU-rRNA from tricistronic rRNA transcript (SSU-rRNA, 5.8S rRNA, LSU-rRNA)
Cellular component (GO): 90S preribosome; nucleolus
Source: RefSeq, a predicted model, not a curated record
AUGCCGACGCGCUUCAAGUACCGCCAGGUCAUGCCCAACGACUACGGCCUCUCCACAGAGGAGAUCCUGCAUGCUGAGGAUAAGGAGCUCAACGGGUGGGUGUCGGUGAAGAAGCUGUCAAAGUACCGCAGCGAGGACGAGGAGAAGCACGACGUCCGCAAGUACAAACGCCGCGCAAAGAACAAGGUGAAGAAGCUGCAACAACUGCCGUCCAUAGCACCGCUGCUCAAGCAAAAGGACAAGAAGCAGCACAAGAAGAAGGACAGGCACGAAGGUGCUGACGGCAAUGACAAGGCGGCAGACGCAGCAGAGGAGAAGGAGGAGAAGAAGCACAAACAGCAAGAGGAUGAUGGCGAUGAUGGUGCAGGCGAAGGGGAUGAGCAGCCGAGGAAGCGGGCAAAGACAGAGAAGAAGAAGAAGAAGAAGACAAGCAGCGGCGCAGAUAAGGACGCAAGCAGCACGAAGAAGAGGAACGGCAAGAAGAAGGGCGACAAGGGAGGCAAGAAGAGCGAUAAGGGCCACAGGAAGGGGAAGAAGGCGAAACCCGCCAACAUCUCCGCUUCUCGCUUGAAACUGUACAAGUCGCUCGCAACCAGGCCGCCAGAGUGA